Messenger RNA from Gilbertella persicaria, 711 nucleotides. RefSeq names its product putative ribosomal protein S15. Lineage: Eukaryota; Fungi; Mucoromycota; Mucoromycetes; Mucorales; Choanephoraceae. Gene Ontology annotation, biological process: ribosomal small subunit assembly; translation. Gene Ontology annotation, cellular component: cytosolic small ribosomal subunit; ribosome. The transcript has 2 exons. Bases 157 to 594 code for a protein of 145 amino acids. Gene Ontology annotation, molecular function: structural constituent of ribosome. The record is from RefSeq and is a predicted model, not a curated record.
UAAAUGACAAUGUCCGGGUAAUUUGAAAAUUCAACUCGAAUCGGAGUAAAUGGAUUUCAAAUGUGCACCUCAUGAUACCGGCAGACCCAGACGUGGAUUGAUUCCUGAAGGCUAGCAGCUCCCAACCUAGAAACCCUUCUUUUUUUGUGCUUAAAGAUGGCUGACGAGCAAACUCCCAGAAAGAGAACUUUCCGUAAGUUCACCUACCGUGGUAUUGACCUCGAACAACUCUUGGACUUGUCCUCUGAACAAUUCAUGGAACUCGUCCACUGCCGUGCUCGUAGAAGAUUCCAACGUGGUCUUAAGCGUAAGCCCAUGGGUCUCAUUAAGAAGCUUCGUGCUGCCAAGAAGAACGCCCCUGCUGGUGAAAAGCCCGAAGUUGUCAAGACUCACCUUCGUAACAUGAUCAUUGUUCCUGAAAUGAUUGGUUCUGUUGUUGGUAUCUACAACGGUAAGGUUUUCAACCAAGUUGAAAUCAAGCCUGAAAUGACUGGUCACUACCUUGGUGAAUUCUCCAUCACCUACAAGCCUGUUAAGCACGGUCGUCCCGGUAUUGGUGCCACUCACUCUUCCAAGUUUGUUCCUCUUAAAUAAAUUGUGUUUGUUGUGUGUAUAUGUAUAUAUAUUUAUAUAUAUUUAUUUAGAUAGAAUGGGAUUGAUAGACAAGGGCAGGCGUGUUUAAGUCAUUGGCUUCAUCAAUCCAUGCACGGA